This is a messenger RNA of Fusarium keratoplasticum, 1437 nucleotides long. RefSeq names its product MFS domain-containing protein. Gene Ontology annotation, molecular function: transmembrane transporter activity. Gene Ontology annotation, biological process: transmembrane transport. The coding region runs from base 1 to 1437 and encodes 478 amino acids. Gene Ontology annotation, cellular component: membrane. The transcript has 5 exons. The record is from RefSeq and is a predicted model, not a curated record. Lineage: Eukaryota; Fungi; Ascomycota; Sordariomycetes; Hypocreales; Nectriaceae.
AUGAUCGGCAAUAACCCCGAGACCGCCGACGUUGAGAAGACGUCGAUGGAUGCUGGCCAUCGCGUUCUCGUUCCAGAUGCUGCAAAUCGUCGGAUCAGACAGGCGUUCGAUCGCCGAGUCCUGCCCAUCAUCUGCUGUCUCUAUAUCCUCUCCUAUCUCGACCGUGGUAAUAUUGGCAACGCCAAAACCGCCGGGGCACAACAUGAUCUCAAUCUCGACUCCUCGCAAUGGGCUUGGGUACUUAACUCGUUUUACAUCGCUUACAUUCUCUUUGAAUGGACAACCAUGUUUUGGAAAAUCUUCCCUGCACAUAUUUAUGUUGCGAUUCUCUGUGUUGGCUGGGGUGCUGCUGCCAUGUGUUCGGGCGCGGCUCGAAAUAUGUCCCACUUGAUCGUCACCCGUGUUUUCUUAGGGAUCUUCGAGGCAACCUUUGGUGCUGGCGCCCCUUUUUUUCUAUCAUGCAUCUACAAACGAGGCGAGCUCGGUCUUCGAAUGUCGAUCCUGCUAGGCAUGUCGCCGCUCGCCAAUACCUUCGCCUCAAGUUUAGCAUAUGGCAUUACCCAUAUUCGAGGAUCUUUGGAGCCAUGGAGGCUCUUGUUCAUCAUUGAGGGCGCCCCUACUGUCCUAUUUGCGCCGGUUGUCUACUUCUUCUUGAUUGACUCUCCGGCCACUGCCAAGUUCCUCACCGACCAAGAGAAGACAUUUGCUAUCGAACGCCUACAAGUCCGCGACAACACAUCACGAGGCACCGUCAGCUGGAAGCAAAUCGUCGCUGGGAUGCUGGAUUAUAAGAACUAUAUUCACGCUAUUAUUCAUUUCUGCUGCAAUUUUUCCUUUGCAGCUCUAUCCAACUUUCUUCCUACUAUCAUUAACAGCAUAGGAUAUGACUCCAUUACAGCUCAGGGCUUGACAGCACCUGUGUACUUGGCUGCAUUUCUUCUUUGCAUUCUUUCAGCAUUUGCCUCUGAUAAGUACGGGAACCGCGGGUUUAUUGUUGCUGGGUUUGCAGCCAUGGGUGCGACUGGUUACGGCAUCCUAGCUGGCAUGGAGAAGGCGGCGCUCAGGUAUCUCGGAGUGUGGUUCUCUGCGUGUGGCAUCUUUCCGGCGCUCGCCAUCAACAUCACCUGGCUGCUCAACAAUCAAGGCGGAGACUCGAAGAAAGGCGCCGGUCUUGCCAUUUCACUAAUCCUUGGGCAAUGCUCAUCCCUCAUUAGCAGCACAGUCUUCCCAUCCGAAGACGCGCCCCUCUUUAGGACAGGAUGUGCCAUCGGCUGCGGCAUGAGCGGUGUCAUAGUGCUUCUGUCGCUAGGCAUGCACUUCGCUCUGGCAAGAGAGAAUAGGCGUAAAGAUGAACUAUAUGGGCCGGUGGAUUCUGAUGUACAAGUGGAUGUCUCUGAGGAGGGGGAUUAUGACCGUCACUUUCGAUAUUUCACGUGA